UGACGGACAACUGUGACUUCCUGUCAUCAAGUGUUCAGCUUUCGCACACUCGGUGAUAACAGUGAGUUGAUGUUUGUGUUUAUACGUUGUAUUGUUUUAAAUGACUGCGUUGAAAGUCUUAUUUCACUACAUUUUACCUCUUCCUGAUUCUACUCGUCUAUUAAUUUGACUAGUUUUACUAAACCUCCAUUACCUAACCUACAUCCAUUCACCAUAUCAACUUGGUCUCCAUUUCCUUUUACCCGUUCCAUUGGCUCCACUGAUGGGAGAAAAGAUGACGACAGCUCAGGAAGCCCUCCUGGAGACUUUGGAGGAUUUGGGAGCCGAGGACUUUGAAAAGUUCAGGUGGUACCUGUGUCAGCAGGGGGCACUAGAAGGCUUCCAAAGGAUCAAAAGGUGUCACUUGGAAAAUGCAAGCCGAGAGAACACGGUGGAUCACAUGAUUCAGACCUACUCUGAACACGCUGUCACUGUGGCCACAGUAGUUUUGGAGAAGAUAGGAAGAAAUGACAUGGUGAAGACCUUAUCAAAGACAAAGAUAGGAACUAAAGAAACCAGUGCCGCAACCUGUCGACGUGAACUAAAAUCAAAUCUACAGAAAAAGUUCCAGCGUCUGUUCGAGGGUGUGGAUGGCAACCCUCUAAAGCAGAUCUACACAGACCUCUACAUAACACAGGGCGGGUCCGGAGAGGUCAAUAAGGAACAUGAAUCCCGACAGAUCGAAAGAGCUUCCUGGAAUUCGAACAGAACAGAAACAAUCAUCAGAAAAGAAGAUAUCUUUAAAGUUGUGCCUGGAAGAGAUGGCGAAACUCGAACAGUGAUGACAAACGGAGUGGCCGGCAUUGGAAAAACAGUCCUUACACAGAAGUUCACCUUGGACUGGGCUGAAGAUAAAGCCAACCAUGACAUGGAUUUCAUUUUUCCUUUCACUUUUAAGGAGCUGAACAUGCUUUCGGAGAAGGAGUUUAGUUUGGUGGAACUGAUCCAUUAUUUCUUUAGUGAAACCGAACGUGCAGGAAUCAGCACAUUUGAAAGCUAUCGGGUCGUUCUCAUCUUCGAUGGUCUGGACGAGUGUCGACCUCCUCUAGACUUCAACAACACUGACUUUGUAACCGAUCCAACAAAGUCCACCUCGGUCCACGUGUUACUGAAGAACCUGAUCAUGGGGAAACUGCUUCCUUCUGCUCACCUCUGGAUCACCACAAGACCUGCAGCAGCCAAUCAGAUACCUCCUGCCUUUGUCGACAUGGUAACAGAAAUCAGAGGGUUUAACAACCUACAGAAAGAGGAGUACUUCCGAAAGAGGUUUCAGGAUGAGGAGCAGGCGAGCAGGAUCCUCUCUCACAUCCAGUCAUCGCAAAGCCUUUACAUUAUGUGCCACAUCCCGGUCUUCUGUUGGAUCACAGCCACAGUUUUAGAGGACAUGUUGAAGACCACCGAGGGAGGAAAGUUGCCCACAACCCUGACUGAGAUGUACAUCCAUUUUUUAGUAGUUCAAGCCAAAGUAAAGAAGGUCAAGUACGAUGACGGAGUUGAGACAGAUUCACACUGGAGUCCAGAUAACAAGAAGAUGAUUGUAUUACUGGGGAAACUGGCUUUUGAGCAGCUGCAGAAGGGGAACCUGAUCUUUUAUGAAUCGGACCUAACUAAGUGUGGUAUUGAAACCAGAACAGCGCUGUGGUACUCUGGAGUGUUUACACAGAUCUUUAAAGAGGAAAAGGGCCUGUACCAGGACCCAGUGUUCUGCUUUGUCCAUUUAAGUCUUCAGGAGUUUCUGGCAGCUCUUCAUGUCCAUCUGACCUUCAUCACCUCUGACGUCAAUUUAAUGUCAAAAUCAACGAAAUGGACCAAACUGUUUAAAUGUAACAUCAAACACGUGCACAGGAGCGCCGUGGACAAGGCUUUGCAAAGUCCAAAUGGACACCUGGACUUGCUCCUCCGAUUUCUUCUUGGUCUUUCGCUGGAGGCCAAUCAAAAGCUCUUACAGGGGCUGAUCACAAACACACAAACAAGUGCGGAGAGCAAUCAGAAAACAGUCGAGUACAUCAAGAAGAAGAUCAGCGAGGAGUCGUCCGCAGAGAGAAGCAUCAACCUGUUUCACUGUCUGAAUGAACUUAGAGACUGUUCUCUGGUGGAAGACGUUCAACAGUUCUUGAAUGCAGGAAAUCUUUCCACCAACGAACUAACUCCAGCGCAGUGGUCAGCGUUGGCGUUUAUCUUGGUGUCAUCCGGUAAAGAUCUGAAUGUGUUUGACCUGAAGAGGUACUCUCAGUCGGAGGAAGCUCUUCAGAGGCUGCUGCCAGUGGUCAAAGUGUCCAACAAAGCUCUGUUAUCUCACUGUGGUCUCUCGGAGGGAAGCUGUAGAGCCUUGUCCUCAGUCAUCAGCUCCCAGACCUCCAAUCUGCAAGACUUAGACCUGAGUUACAACAAUCUGCCGGAUCCUGCAGUGGGACAUCUGUCCGCUGGACUGGGGAGUCCUCAAUGUGCUUUGAAGGCUUUAAGGCUCGGAGGCUGCCAUCUCUCAGAGAGCAGCUGUGCACUUCUGUCCUCAGUUCUCAGCUCCCCCACCUCUAGGCUGAGACAACUGGACCUCAGUCACAACGACCUACUGGACACAGGAGUGAGGCUGGUAUCUGAAGGACUGAAAAGUCCACACUGUUCUCUGGAGACUCUCAGUCUGUCAGGUUGUCAAGUCACAGAAAAUGGCUGCAGAUUCCUAGCCGCAGCUUUGGCCUUUAAUUACCACUUGACAGAGCUCGACCUGAGCUACAAUCAUCCAGGAGACUCGGCAGAAAAGCUUUUCCGGGAUGGACUGAUAAUUCGGUUGGACCACAGUGGAACGCACAGGUUAAAAACGUUUAUCAGGAAAUAUUCGUGUGAACUGGAAGUAGAUCCAAACACAGUGAACAGAACACUGAAGCUGUACGACAACAACAGGACGGUGGUGAAAAUGAGUGCGCUUGCGUCGUAUCCUGAUCACCCUGACAGAUUCCAACUGAUUCCUCAGCUGUUGCUCAGACCUGCUCUUACUGGCCGACAUUUCUGGGAGGUUAAUUGGACAGAAGACGUUUUUAUAGCACUGAGUUACAGAGGAAUCGAAAGGAAAGGAAAAAGCAUCGGUUGUGCGUUUGGAUACAGCGACCAGUCAUGGAGUCUCAAAUGCGCCAGCGACAAAGGAUAUUCGGCCUAUCACAAUGGGAGAAAGACAAUGAUCACCGCGUCCACAUACUCUCACAGAGUUGCAGUCUAUGUGGACUGUCCUGCUGGGAUUCUGUCCUACUACAGUGUCGACACUGAUAACUCCCUGAUCCACCUUCACACCUUUGACAUUGCAUUCACUGAGCCUGUUCAUUUUGGGCUCUACGUUAAGUCUGGUAUUGUCUCAGUGUGAUCUUCAGGGGAGACAGUGUCUCGUGUUGUGCGAAAGACUUAAAGACAGCGCAGUGACAAGACUCCUUCUCAAAUAGAGGGUGUAGAAACCGUUAUCUCAGGAGACGGGAUUUAGAUCGUCAUAAAAAGUCCUUGUAGUUAAUAUACUGACAUUUUGGUCAGUGUUGAUUGUUCUGGCCUGAAUGAAUAUUAAUUUUUGGAAUUAUUUUUGGGAAAAAAAGAAAAUAAUAGAUAUUAAGGAACUUCACAUUCCGACAAGCACGAGACACCUAUUUGACUGUCAACUACAUGUGUUCUCUUCACUUACAGUACAGUUUUUUACAUACAAUAACAAACAUAGCACACAAAACAUUCCCGAUAGAAGGGCCAAAAUAAAAGGAACAAAUGACAACGAGAGCAACGAGACACACGGCAUUCAUUCAAGCAAUUAUAAUUUUGUGCAACUGUCCUUCGCUUUUAAUCCUGACCUGCCUUAGUCCAUCUUGUUCUUCUUUUUCCAGUUAGCCUACAUUUGAGUUGCAGACAGAAAGAGAGGAAAAUACAGGCAGGGGGCAGUGCCGUGCAGAUGUAAAUGUACUGUUCAGUAGUGCCUUCAGCCCUUGCUGAGUAAUGGAUUCGCGCGAGAUGGCAAAAAAAAAAAAAAUUAUGAGCUCAAACGCAGACUUACACGGGUUCCAAAUGGUGCCGACCUCUGAGGUUAAAAUUUACAUACCGGCCAUGCAUCAGUUUGAUUUAUCAGUCCUGCUGCACACUACUUGUUUUUGUUUAUUUUUAAUUAUUCAUUCAUUUCAUUCAUUCAUUUUUGAUCUCCUGGGAGCAACAUUUUACUCAUACCCUGCUUCUUAAUUGGUACAGUGAGGCAGGUGAAAGUUCGAUUCCCAGUGGACCAACAUUGACUGAACAAAAAAAAAAAAAAAAACACAAAAAACAAAUUAGUGGCCUACAUCAUAUAAAUGUUUAUUAAUAAUACUAUAACUGCUCGAAAGCAAUAAUUCAACUCGCUGUAAUAAAGCCAGCCACAUGUUUGAACUGACGGGAUUAGGUCAGGUGUCAUUUUUUUUUUUUUUUUCCUGUGGAUUUGUUUUUCUUACACUUUAAAUGUUAGUGAUGUAAAAAAAAAAAAAAAAAGUUUAUUAAAGAGGAGAAGUAGAAUUUUACGUGACAUUUAUUUUUUAAUCCUAUAUAUUUAAGUCUUUACCCUUAUUAAAAUUCAGAUGUUAAGUAUUAAAAACAUGUUUUUUCCAAUGUUAUUAGCACUAAUAAUGGAGUUUUUUAGAGGGCUGGAACAGAUACUUUUUUUUUUUUUUCUGUUAUUUCUAAUGGGAAAAAAUGAUUCGAGAUACGAGCACCUCGAGUUACGAGCUCGGUCCUGAAACGGAUUAUAUUUGUAUCCUCAAGGUAUUACUGUAUACGUACAUUCCCAGGGCACCAGGUGACACCAGUGAGACAAAUGACAGAGGCACAGGUGAUCAGAGUGUGAUCACUCUGAUUACCCCACUCAGCAGACAGCAGGAACAGGAACCAGACAGACCUACUAAUUACAUUGUUAAUUAAUGAUGUAAAUCAUUUAUUAUUAUUUUGUUGCUUUACUGUUGAAGAAUAUGUUAAGUGUCUUUCACAUGCCGACAUAUAUCCUCUGCUCCAUUUCCACAAAUCAUUGGCGCAUUCCUACUCUCCUGAUAACUGUCACCAGCUUGUGCAUUCAUUCACGUCAGAGUUGUUUUUUCAUAUUAUUUCUUUAUUUUAAAUGUGGCCAACUUCAAUCCAACAUGUGUUCAAAUUAAAAUGCGUUUGAUCCAC
Cynoglossus semilaevis (tongue sole) is the source of this 5190-nucleotide messenger RNA. RefSeq names its product NLR family CARD domain-containing protein 3-like. Gene Ontology annotation, molecular function: protein binding. The record is from RefSeq and is a predicted model, not a curated record. Lineage: Eukaryota; Metazoa; Chordata; Actinopteri; Pleuronectiformes; Cynoglossidae.